Aplosporella prunicola CBS 121167 is the source of this 711-nucleotide messenger RNA. RefSeq lists its product as uncharacterized. Gene Ontology annotation, cellular component: cytoplasm; ribonucleoprotein complex; nucleus. The record is from RefSeq and is a predicted model, not a curated record. Gene Ontology annotation, molecular function: mRNA binding. The transcript has 5 exons. NCBI's taxonomy places the organism in Eukaryota, Fungi, Ascomycota, Dothideomycetes, Botryosphaeriales, Aplosporellaceae. Bases 1 to 711 code for a protein of 236 amino acids.
AUGCCGUUUCGCAACGUCACCAUCCAUCUUAACGGGCCUUUGACCCCUGAGUCUCGUCAGCUGGCUUUAGAGUUAACUGCCGCUGUCCAAAACGCCACCGCAGAUACAACGGGGGCUCAUGUCUCCGCUUCGGUUUCGGCCAUGAAGAAGACGAACAAGAAGAAGGGCAAGGAAAAGAGACUUCCUGCCGCCCCCUCGAAGCCCGAUACCGAGCCCACUCACCCUGCCGAUGGCGGCCGCCGCAUUAAAGUAUCCAACUUGGACUACCAGGCUAAGGAGAAUGACGUCCGGGCGUUUUUCCGAGCAUUUAAAAUCAAUAGUGCUAACAUCAACUAUAGUAUUGAUAUUCUCGUACCGGAGAAUUCCUCAGGCGGUAACCGUGGCUAUUGCUUUGUCUCGUUGUCAUCGCCCCGUGCUGCCGCUGUGGCCAUCGAGCUGCUCAGAGAGAAGAUGAUCUGCGGGCAGUUCGCCGCGAAAAAGACCACCUCCACCGAUGUCGUUGCCGCUAGGGAGGCCUUCGAGAAGGCCGUAGAGAAGGCUGUUGGCGCUAAAGACGAGGCUGUCGCCGCUAAAGCAGCUUACGAGAAGGCUUUGGCCGCCGCCGCUACUGCUGAUGCUAUUACUGCUGCUGCUGCUGCUGCUGAUAAUGAUGCUGACGCUGACGCUGAUGUUGAUGCUGGUGGUGGUGCUCCUGUGGAGGUGGAUGAGUAA